AUGGAGCAGCUGGAACCGGGCAGUCUGAUCCAGUAUCAGGGCUCACUGUCUCCUCCACCCUCAUGGCCAGCAGUAGUCUGUACAGACGACAUGGCACCUAAGGAUUUACUGCGAAGUCGCCCGCGCGGUGUUUCUACAAUUCUCAUAUUGAUCUUAGGUAGCCUAACAUUUCGCUGGGCAACCCCAAAAGAUUUGAGCGAAUACGAUCCGUUCAUGCCAAUUCUACAGGGACAAAUGGUAGCAAGAGUGCCGGGCCUAGGAGAUGCAUAUGGAAUGGCCAACAACCAUCUCGACUCUUCCCUGGACUUGGAGUAUUGGCGUGAGAGAGUGGGAGGUACUAUAACCAUUGAUUCUGAUCUCGAAUUAGACUCUGAAGACUCCAUGGACACUGAAUUUCAGCAAGCCUUACGCGCAAGCCGAGACGACUACUUGCGCAAGAAUCCUGCAAGUAGAAGCUUGCUGACGCCCUCUCAAUCGCCCCCAAUCGUAUUGCCAAGUCCACAAGUUAGUCGUACUGCCGCAACCCAGAACUCUACAAGAUUUUUUGGAGUCCCUCUGCCCAACAACACUAUAGACCUAACAGACGAGGAAGUCCCUACAGACGAGACCCCAAAACGAACAGAGCCAGCCACAAAACCGUUAUCCCAACAGACCUGCAUCCUAGACACCACCAACCUCUCCAGCAUCUUCAACAAACCAACCAGCGACACCAUAGAUGGCGAACUUACCCAAAGCAAACACUUCAUCCACGUCCCCGUGGGCCCCAAAUCCCAACUCCGCGUCCUCCCCCAGCAAUCCCUCUGGAACAGACCCUACUUCCGCGACCCGCGCCGCGGCCUCAACCACUUCGACUACAUCGACAACACAUGGAUCCUGCGCCAUCCAGCCCUGCGUCACAUCAACCCCGCCGACUUCGACUUUGCAGCCGAGUACCUCGAAAGCGACGACUUUGGGAUCCGAUUACCGCUCGAUCCGCUGGAGCAGCAGGGCUAUGCGGCGUGGAGUGUUGCGGAUCGCCUUGAUAUGCAUGAUCUUAUGGAGCAUGUGGUGGAUAAGCUGGAGGGUAUCACGCCGGGUAGGGAUGAGAUGAUGGUGUUUGCGUGUCGGAUUUUUGGGAAGAAAGGGGGUGGGGAUUUGCCGGGGCAUUAUCGGCUCAAGGAGUAUUUGGCUAGGUUUAUUGCGGAGGAUUGGUGGGGGUAUGUGAGGGAGCUGGGGGAGUGGUUUGUGGAGAGGUUGGAGGGGUUGCCUGAGUUGGAGAGGGAUGUGUGUGAGAAGCGGUUGGAGGCGUUGAAUGAGCGGUUGGAUAGGGAGGAGGAAGAGGAGGAAGAAGUGGAAGGCGGGGAAGAUAUGGAGAUUGAUUGA
This is a messenger RNA of Bipolaris zeicola 26-R-13, 1362 nucleotides long. RefSeq lists its product as uncharacterized. The record is from RefSeq and is a predicted model, not a curated record. The transcript is spliced from 4 exons. NCBI's taxonomy places the organism in Eukaryota, Fungi, Ascomycota, Dothideomycetes, Pleosporales, Pleosporaceae. The coding region runs from base 1 to 1362 and encodes 453 amino acids.